GCUACCAUCCUAAGCCUCCUGUUAGGCAAUCAAGUGUGCUGGAGGGAGGGACCAGAGAGAGGGGGCGAAGUUUAAUCAUUGAACUAAGCAGCCUGGAAGUAUUUAAUCUGUAGCACCUAGUUCCCCAGAGGCCUCCAGCCUGAGCUAGAAGUGGGCAGUACUCCGGAGACGUGUAAGUAAACACGGCACAGAAAUCUCUGCCCAUCUCAGGAGAAACCAAACUUGGGAAAAAUGUUUGCGGUACACUUGAUGGCAUUUUACUUCACCAAGCUGAAGGAGGAUCAGAUUAAGAAGGUGGACAGGUUCCUGUAUCACAUGCGGCUCUCCGAUGAGACCCUUUUGGACAUCAUGACUCGUUUCCAGGCUGAAAUGCAGAAGGGCCUGGGAAAGGACACGAACCCCACAGCCUCAGUGAAGAUGCUGCCUACCUUUGUCAGGGCCAUUCCAGAUGGCUCAGAAAAUGGCGAGUUUCUUGCCCUAGAUCUUGGAGGAUCCAAGUUUCGAGUCCUGAAGGUGCAAGUCUCUGAAGAGGGGAAACAAAAAGUCCAGAUGGAGAGUCAGUUCUACCCAACACCCAAUGAAAUUAUCCAAGGGAACGGCUCAGAGCUGUUUGUAUAUGUAGCUGACUGCGUGGCAGAUUUCGUGAAGACCAAAGGGUUGAAGAAUAAGAAAUUUCCCCUUGGCCUGACCUUUUCUUUUCCCUGCAGACAGACUAAAUUGGAAGAGGGUGUCCUGCUUUCAUGGACGAAGAAAUUUAAGGCACGGGGAGUUCAGGACACAGAUGUAGUGAACUGUCUGACCAAAGCUAUGAAAAAGCACAAGGAUAUAGAUGUGGACAUCCUGGCCUUGGUCAAUGACACCGUGGGGACCAUGAUGACAUGCGCCUAUGAUGAUCCCUACUGCGAAGUCGGUGUCAUCAUCGGUACUGGCACCAACGCGUGUUACAUGGAGGACAUGAGCAACAUUGACCUGGUGGAAGGUGACGAGGGGAGGAUGUGCAUCAACACCGAGUGGGGGGCCUUUGGGGACGAUGGGGCCCUGGAAGACAUCCGCACCGAGUUUGACCUGGAUCUGGACCUUGGCUCUCUCAACCCUGGGAAGCAGCUAUUUGAGAAGAUGAUCAGCGGCCUGUACCUAGGUGAACUCGUCAGGCUCGUCUUGUUGAAGAUGGCCAAGGCAGGCCUCCUGUUUGGUGGCAAGAUAUCCUCCACGCUCCACACGAAGGGCAAAAUUGAAACACGGCACGUGGCUGCCAUGGAGAAGUAUAAAGAAGGCCUUGCCAAUACAAGAGAGAUCCUCACGGAUCUGGGCCUGGAGCCUUCGGAGGCUGACUGCAUUGCGGUCCAGCAUGUCUGCACCAUCGUCUCCUUCCGCUCAGCCAACCUCUGUGCAGCGGCCCUGGCAGCCAUCCUGACUCGACUCCGGGAGAACAAGAAGCUGCCACGGCUACGGACCACAGUGGGCGUGGAUGGCACACUCUACAAGAUACACCCUCAAUAUCCAAAACGCCUGCACAAGGUGGUGAGGAAACUGGUCCCGAACUGUGACGUCCGCUUCCUCCUGUCGGAGAGUGGCAGCACCAAGGGGGCCGCCAUGGUGACAGCGGUGGCCUCCCGCGUGCAGGCCAAGCGGAAGCAGAUUGACAGGGUGCUGGCUUUGUUCCGACUGACCCAAGAGCAGCUUGUGGGUGUGCAGGACAAGAUGCGGGCUGAGCUCGAGUACGGGCUGAAGAGGGACACCCACCCACUGGCCACAGUCAAGAUGCUGCCCACCUACGUCUGCGGGAUGCCAGAUGGCACAGAGAAGGGGAAGUUCCUCGCCCUGGAUCUGGGGGGAACCAACUUCCGAGUCCUCCUGGUGAAGGUCAGAAGUGGACGGAGGUCAGUGCGAAUGUACCACAAGAUCUUUGCCGUCCCUCUGGAGGUCAUGCAGGGCACCGGUGAGGAGCUGUUUGACCACAUUGUGCAGUGCAUCGCUGACUUCCUGGACUACAUGGGCCUCAAGGGAGCCCCGCUGCCCUUGGGCUUCACGUUCUCGUUUCCCUGCAGACAGACAAGCAUUGACAAGGGAACACUCAUUGAAUGGACCAAAGGCUUUAAGGCUACCGACUGUGAAGGGGAAGACAUGGUGGACAUGCUCAGGGAAGCCAUCAAGAGGAGAAAUGAGUUUGACCUGGAUAUAGUUGCAGUCGUGAAUGACACAGUGGGGACUAUGAUGACCUGUGGCUAUGAAGAUCCUAAUUGUGAGAUUGGCCUGAUUGCAGGAACAGGCAGCAAUGUGUGCUACAUGGAGGAGAUGAGAAACAUCGAGUUGGUGGAAGGGGACAAAGGGCUGAUGUGCAUCAAUACAGAGUGGGGAGGAUUUGGAGAUAAUGGCUGCAUAAAUGACAUUCGGACCCAAUAUGACAAGGAGGUGGAUGAGGGGUCUUUGAAUCCUGGCAAACAGAGAUAUGAGAAGAUGACCAGUGGGAUGUACCUGGGGGAGAUCGUGCGGCAGAUCCUGAUCGACCUGACCAAGCAGGGUCUCCUCUUUCGCGGGCAGAUUUCAGAGCGUCUCCGGACCAGGGGCAUCUUUGAAACCAAGUUCCUAUCCCAAAUUGAAAGCGAUAGGCUGGCUCUCCUUCAGGUCAGGAGGAUCCUGCAGCAGCUCGGCUUGGACAGCACAUGUGAGGACAGCAUCGUGGUGAAGGAGGUGUGUGGAGCUGUGUCCCGUCGGGCGGCCCAGCUCUGCGGCGCUGGCAUGGCUGCCAUCGUGGAGAAAAAGAGGGAAGACCAGGGACUUGAGCACUUGAAGAUCACUGUGGGCGUGGAUGGUACCCUGUACAAGCUGCACCCUCACUUUUCUUGGAUAUUGCAAGAAACUGUGAAAGAACUAGCCCCUCGAUGUGAUGUGACUUUCAUGCUGUCAGAAGAUGGGAGUGGAAAGGGAGCAGCUCUGAUCACUGCUGUAGCCAAGAGGUUACAGCAGGCACCGAAAGGGAAAUAGGAACCCCUCAGGGUUGGGCCCGAUGCACCUCAGACACCGACCAGCCUUUCCUUUGGCAGAUAAGUUGGUCAGGGACCAACAGGCAAGCUUCUGGUUGACUUCACCUUCAGGAUGGCCGAAAGAGAACCCCAGGUUCUCUGGUAUUUGUAGCAUUUUGUUGCUACUGGGUUUUCAAAGGCAGUAAAUGAUAUCGUUAUUUGGCAUAUUUGAGUCCACGAUGGGCCAACUUGUAAAAUUAAAGGAUGUGGCUCGAGAGCUCCUCUCUCAGCAAAUUUUUCAGUUAAGGGCUGACCUGUCAGUUUUCAAUGGCUUUGGGUCUUGUGGCUGCUGGACUUGGCAAUUAUAUGUACAGUCUGCCCAUGUGGCCUGUCUGGCUGAGCUCCCACUUGUGUGCUUCAGCCAUCGCUGUAGUAGAUUGAGCCCUCUACUACACACUCAAAGCGGCUAGGGACUCAUGUAAUAAACUGGAGAUUUAAUCUAACUUGUUCUUAACUUGUCAUGUUGACUUCAAAUGUGAAGAGAGAACAAAGACUUUGGAGUAAUCAGCCCCAGGAUGAAGAAGGAUUGAUUGCCAGGGAGCCUUGUAGGAAGCUUUUCAUGCUCAAAGAGAGUUAUGUCAGCACCCUGUAGUUUUGUUUCUCGAUAUGCAUGUGUUAUUCUUAGGGUUGCUGUUUGGGGUACCUGUUUUUCAUUUUACAUGUGGUUUGUGUCACUGUUGUUUAUAGUUGUUUAAAGGGCUGUCGAGUAAAUGAAAUCCACUAAAUGAAUAAAAAUAUUUGAUUUCCCAAGAA
Messenger RNA from Pteropus alecto (black flying fox), 3776 nucleotides. RefSeq names its product hexokinase domain containing 1 (gene HKDC1). Gene Ontology annotation, cellular component: cytosol; mitochondrion. The coding region runs from base 232 to 2985 and encodes 917 amino acids. The transcript has 18 exons. Gene Ontology annotation, biological process: glucose 6-phosphate metabolic process; glycolytic process; intracellular glucose homeostasis. NCBI's taxonomy places the organism in Eukaryota, Metazoa, Chordata, Mammalia, Chiroptera, Pteropodidae. The record is from RefSeq and is a predicted model, not a curated record. Gene Ontology annotation, molecular function: mannokinase activity; D-glucose binding; glucokinase activity.